This is a messenger RNA of Hemibagrus wyckioides, 2856 nucleotides long. RefSeq names its product restin homolog. Lineage: Eukaryota; Metazoa; Chordata; Actinopteri; Siluriformes; Bagridae. Bases 16 to 2715 code for a protein of 899 amino acids. The transcript has 22 exons. Gene Ontology annotation, biological process: regulation of DNA-templated transcription. The record is from RefSeq and is a predicted model, not a curated record.
CAAAAAACUGAAAAAAUGUUUGGUUCAUUUCGCACGCAAGGAGAGAAACAUCCGCGGCGCCCCCUGCAGUGUGCGGUUGGUGUUGCAGCCACGGCCACUGGCCCUCAUCGUUACAUUAAAAACAAACGUAAGGUUGGGAAGAAGGUAACUGAGACCCGAGAUUCAGUGCAGGACCAGACAAUGAGACCCGUUCUGGACCAAACUCCUGUUCAAUGCUUCACAGCUCCUGAGCUGGAAGACAGAGUGAGAGAGCUGGAGAGACUGCUCUGUAAGGCUAACAGAGAAUGUAAGCAACGGAGGCAGUCUAACAACAUCCUGCAAGCAGAGAACAACCAGAUGAAGAAGAUUUUCCAACAAAAGGAGAUGUUUCUGAAGGAGUCUCUUUCUGAUGCCCAGCUAAAACACCAGAAGGCUCUGGAGUCCAUCAGUCAGCUGGAGGAAGAGAAGUCAGAGCUGACAAAAUCGGUGAAAAAACUCCGUUCCACAGUGCAGGAGCUGGGAGAAGAGCUCUGUCACUCUCACCUUCAGAGUGAUGAGCUACAGAUUGAAUAUGAGCAACAGCAGGAGGCUCACAGUGCCCUGCUGCUGGAAAAUGAAGAGAUGAAGAAGGAGCUGAAACACAAAGAGGAAGUGCUGAAGGUAUCUCUGGCUGAUGCCGAGUUGAAGCACCAGAAGGCUCUGGAGUCCAUCCGUCAGCUGGAGGAAGAGAAGUCAGAGCUGACGAAACGGGUGAACACACUGCGGUCCACAGUGCAGGAGCUGGGAGAAGAGCUCUGUCACUCUCACCUUGAGAGUGAUGAGCUACAAAUUGAGUUUGAGCAAAUGCAGGAGGCUCACAGUGCCCUGCUGUUGGAAUUUGAAGAUAUGAAGAAGGAACUGAAGGUGUCUCUGGCUGAUGCUGAGCUGAAGCACCAGAAGGCUCUGGAGUCCAUCAGUCAGCUGGAGGAUGAGAAGUCAGAGCUGAAGAACCUGGUGAAAAAACUGCGGUCCACAGUGCAGGAGCUGGGAGAAGAGCUCUGUCACUCUCACCUUCAGAGUGAUGAGCUACAAAUUGAGUAUGAGCAAAAUCAGGAGGCUCACAGUGCCUUGUUGUUGGAAUAUGAAGACAUGAAGAAGGAGCUGAAGGUGUCUCUGGCUGAUGCCGAGCUGAAGCACCAGAAGGCUCUGGAGUCCAUCAGUCAGCUGGAGGAUGAGAAGUCAGAGCUGAAGAACCUGGUGAAAAAACUGCGGUCCACAGUGCAGGAGCUGGGAGAAGAGCUGUAUUACUCUCACCUUCAGAGUGAUGAGUUUGAGGAACAGCAGUCCGAGGUGGGGGCGGGGCUCCGCACGGUACUAGUAUCAACCGGCAGUGUUUGUGUAAACAAGGUCCAGCGUGUUCGUCCUUCUCAUCGUAAAGUCCACAUGCUGACGGAAUUUUGGGACCACUGUUUUGAGAUGCGCAUGGUUGAAAUCUCCGGCGAUAAUAAACAGACCGUCGGAUUCAGUGCAGGACCAGACAUGGGACGUGUUCUUGACCAAACUCCUGUUCAAUGCUGCGGAGCUCCUGAGCUGGAAGACAGAGUGAGAGAGCUGGAGAGACUGCUCUGUAAGGCUAACAGAGAAUGUAAGCAACGGAGGCAGUUUAACAACAUCCUGCAAGCAGAGAACAACCAGAUGAAGAAGAUUUUCCAACAGAAGGAGAUGUUUCUGAAGGAGUCUCUUUCUGAUGCCCAGCUAAAACACCAGAAGGCUCUGGAGUCCAUCAGUCAGCUGGAGGAAGAGAAGUCAGAGCUGACAAAACUGGUGAACACACUGUUUUCCAGAGGGCAGGAGCUGGGAGAAGAGCUCUGUCAUCUGUCUCACCUUGAGAUUGAUGAGCUACAGAUCGAGUAUGAGCAAAAGCAGGAGGCUCACAGUGCCCAGAUGUUGGAAAAUGAAUUGAUGAAGAAAAAUUUGAUACACGAAGUGCUGAAGGUGUCUCUGGCUGAUGCCGAGUUGAAGCACCAGAAGGCUCUGGAGUCCAUCCGUCAGCUGGAGGAAGAGAAGUCAGAGCUGACAAAACGGGUGAACACACUGCGGUCCACAGUGCAGGAGCUGGGAGAAGAGCUCUGUCACUCUCACCUUCAGAGUGAUGAGCUACAAAUCGAGUUUGAGCAAAAGCAAGAGGCCCACAGUGCCCUGCUGUUGGAAUAUGAAGAGAUGAAGAAGGAGUUGAUGCACAAAGAGGAAGUGCUGAAGUUGCCUUUGGCUGAUGACGAGUUGAAGCACCAGAAGGCUCUGGAGUCCAUCAGUCAGCUGGAGGAAGAGAAGUCAGAGCUGACGAACCUGGUGAAAAAACUGCGUUUCGUAGUGCAGGAGCUGGGAGAAGAGCUCUGUAACUGUCAUCUUCAGUUUGAUGAGCUACAGAUCGAAUAUGAGCAAAAGCAGGAGGCUCACAGUGCCCUGCUGCUGGAAAAUGAAGAGAUGAAGAAGGAGCUGAAACACAAAGAGGAAGUGCUGAAGGUAUCUCUGGCUGAUGCUGAGCUGAAGCACCAGAAGGCUCUGGAGUCCAUCAGUCAGCUGGAGGAUGAGAAGUCAGAGCUGACAAACCUGGUGAACACACUGCGUUCCACAGUGCAGGAGCUGGGAGAAGAGCUCUGUCACUCUCACCGUCAGAGUGAUGAGCUACAAAUUGAGUGUGAGCGACAGCAACUUGCUCACACCGACCUCCUGUUAGAGUGUAAGCAGACCAAAUGAAGAAGAGCAUAAAACUGUAUGAAGAGGAGUUUGAGGAACAGCAGUAGGCUUAGACCACCGUCAAAGUCUGAGCAGAUGUAUAAGGAGGAGCUAAAACAAUAAAUUAAAUUGUUCACAAUUCGUGUUCUGUGUUUUCUUCAA